Molecule: messenger RNA, 2231 nt
Organism: Labrus mixtus (cuckoo wrasse)
Lineage: Eukaryota; Metazoa; Chordata; Actinopteri; Labriformes; Labridae
Product: E3 ubiquitin-protein ligase TRIM21-like
Exons: 1
Coding region: 139-792 (217 amino acids)
Molecular function (GO): protein binding
Source: RefSeq, a predicted model, not a curated record
AAGUCAGUGUGGUAUCUUAACUUCUGUAAAACCUGCAUCACUACAUACUGGGAUGGUAAUGACUUCUGUCAGUGUCCCAACUGUAAAGAGAUUUUCUGCACCAGACCUGAGCUGCGGGUCAAUAGGUUCAUCUCUGAGAUGGUUGCUCAGUACAAACAGUCAGCUCAACAAAAUGAAAGAAAGAACGGUGAGCUGAGUUGGGUCCAGCAGUAUGAGGUGGAUGUGAAACUUGAUCCGAAAACAGCGAAUCCCUAUCUCAUCCUGUCUGAGGAUGGAAAACAAGUUCAACAUGGCAAUGUAAAGAAGAAUCUCCCCAACAAUCCAGAGAGAUUUAGUUGGGCUACAUGUGUUUUAGCAGAGCAGAGUUUCUCUUCUGGCAGAUUUUACUACGAGGUUCAGGUUAAAGGGAAGACCGACUGGACUUUAGGAGUGGCCUCAGAGUCAAUGAAGCGGAAGGGAGGAAUCUCAGUGAUGCCUCCGGAAAACUGGACGAUAUGGUUGAGGAAUGAAAACAUGUAUGAAGCUCUUACCGGGGCUCCAGUUAGUCUCUCCCUGAAGUCUGGUCCUGAGAAGGUGGGGGUGUUUGUGGAUUAUGAGGAGGGUCUGGUCUCCUUUUAUGACGUUGAUGCUGGAGCUCUGAUCUACUCCUUCACUGGCGGCUCCUUCACAGAGAAACUCUACCCAUUAUUCUGUCCCUACAACAACAAUGGUGGUAAAAACUCCACGCCUCUGAUCAUCUCUCCUGUCAGUCACACUGGAGCGAAUUCGCAAAGAAUCAACUGCAUCCACUAAUAGCACCAAAAAUUAAGCAUAAUUUACUUACCUGCUUCAUCUCAAGGUCUAAUUCACGAAGCAUACCUCUUGUAGCCUUCAACGUUCAACCAGGGCCAAGAAAGUGUACCGUGCUUGAGCAUGGAUCAUGAGCACUCACACUAGUCCAAGAUAUUGGACUGUCUUAUUUCACAAUCUUACGCUCAGGAGUGAAGCUGGAAAUUAAUCAGCUUAAUUAGCCCGUCUAUGUAGCUCCUCAGUGGUUUCAAGUUUAGGCUUAGCCGCUAUAUUCUAGUCAAAAAAGUGAAUGUGUUCUCCGUCUGGCAACACCUAUAAAGAGUAUCACCUUAACCCAAAGGUGACACCUGCUGGAGGCUGUAGGAUUUUGUCUGUGGGUGCUCUUUGUCUUUUAUUUUAAUUAAUGUUGUUUCUCUUGGUUGUACAGCUCUUGGCUCAACAUGAGUGGUUUUUAAAUGUGCUUUAAAGGCUUAAUAUGUAAUUUUUCACACUUAAAUGUAAUAUAAAUCAAGUAUAUCCUCUGAAAAUAACUCUGUGAGUAAUGACUGUCUACAAUGGGUGUAACACCCGAGUCCUAUCUUCACUUUGUUUACAUCGCUUGGACAGCCGGUUGGCUCAUCCCCUCGCAUAUAUAAGUUGUUUAAUUGAGGGACUAGAGAAAAGAAGAAUAACAUACUAUACUCACUGCGUUUCUAGAUCACGAUCAUUUCGGGUAAAUUUACAUGCAGUGUGAAGAUACGAGCAUAAUAAAGAUCGCUAGCAUUAGCAUGCUAACACAACAAUGCAGCACAAGUUGUUUUGGUUUCAUGCUGGUGCUCAAGGGCGACAUCUGCUGGAUCAAAAAAAUCACAUAUAAAGCCUUUAAAAAUAGACUUGACUUGAAAUGAGUUUCCUCAAAAGGGAUGCUGGACUCAGCCUUAGAGAUAGGUGUGAGGAGCUGGGAGUACAGCUGCUGCUCCGUCAAGAUUUUUGUUUCACACAUGCUCACACAGAUGUGCAGUGAAAAACAGGAACUAGAAAACGCACGGGGGAUGAGGGACAACUUGCUUAGCUUGUUGCCACCGCUACCUGGCCUCGGAUAAGCGGAGGGAAAAUGGAUGGAUGAAGAUGAAAGCAGUUUUGUUUUUUAUGUUAAUAUGUAACAUUAAUCUUAAAUGUGUCACAUUGCUGUAGUGCACUGAUGAAUGCAUCAUAUGAAGUCAGAAACUAAAGGCAGUCUGCGUGAGCAUGGACGCUACAUUCAAACCUUGUUAUCGGAUGAUGAUUGUUUCUCUAAGAAGUGAUAACAAAAAGCUGAUGAGCUGUUUUCUAAUUAGACAAAAGUGAUUUGCUUUUCGCUCUUUUUCUGUUUGAAUAAACUUACGUUGAAUGUUUUUGGUGUGUAAAGAAGUUUUUUUUCCAUUUUCGUUCAAAGAGCCUAAUAAAAUACAUAGGUGUUUUUU